AUGGAGACAAAUUUUCAGCAGCAUAUGAGUGUUCCCGGCCAACUAACCCCUCAGCAACAGCAGGCAAACUCCCAAGCAGUACAGAUCCAACAGUGUAUAUACAGUGCCCUUCAAUCGCAGCCCGCCGUCCUUUCAGGGUGGCAAGUUAGUCUACUUAUCAAUGAGAGACUAGGACUUAUAUUUAACAUAAUCGGGAAUCUUCGACUCGCUAGUCAACGUCACCCAGGUACUGCCGUUACUAUCCAAAGAAUGAUUGAAAUUGCACUUAAAUUUGAAAGAGAGUGUUUUAUAAACGCAUCUACCAAGGAAGGCUAUAAACUUGAGAUACAAAAUAAAUUGGAGCAUCUACAAGAGAAGCGGAGUCAGCAACAAAUCAACCUUCAAGGUGUUCAUCAGCAACAUGCACAAGCACAACAGAUGUUAAUGAGCCCGAAUGGAAUAAUGGGACAGAGAUCCAUGCAGGCUCAGCCUGGACAACCAAUUUUCUCCCAUCUUCAACAUUCUGCACAAGCACAAGCAUCUAUCUCCGGACAGACAUCUCAACUCAAUCAGAUGGGAAUGCAAGGCCCUAAUAAAGGUCAGGCUCAAAAUUCACCCUUUCAGAUAAUGCAACAGCAGCGUCAGCAACAACAACAGCAGCAGAUACAGCAACAACAGAUACAGCAGCAACAGCGACAGCUACAACAGCAACAGCAACAUCAACAACAACAACAUCAUGCCAACAUCGCUGGAAGGAUUGGCCAUAAGAAUUUCACUCCCCAAGAGAACGCGAUACUAAGCGAGUUAACUACCCGAAUCGCGGGUCAAACAUCAGAAGAUGACAAGAACGAAAUUCGAUCAAGACUUCAAACUACGAUGGACCCCGUCAAAAUGCAGAGAUGUCAAUCUAAGGGAUUAGAUCCCCUAAUGGUUUGGUUUCGUCAAAGAGCCAUUGAAAAACUUCAAAGUAACAGGAACCAACUACUUCAACAACAUCAGCUACAAAUGUCUCAACAAACCCAAAAUGUAUCCACAAACACCACCAUCCCGCAGCAAAGAACCAUGCAAUCCAAUCCCAUUUCUGCAUCAACUCCAAUUAUAAACCUAACAGACUCUAGCUCCGAUUUCUCGAGCUUCUUGGGAAACGUCGAUGUUCCAGUACAACAGCAACAACAAGGUGCAACAUCAAAAACGGAGAGCCAAGUAGCUGUACCAACCAGCGGGGCUCCGCAGACAAAUCCAAGUAACCAGGCAAUUAUGAUGUCAGGAAUGGCCAUGAAUGUCAAUGAUCAGCGUGUGAACCCCGCAAGUCAUAAUACUGGACCUCAGCACCAGCAGCAGAUGUUCAAUGCUCAACAGAUACACAAUAAAAGAGUACAACAGGCAAAAGUGGCUCAACAACAACAACAACAACCAAAGCCUCAAGCUCGGGUAAAUAUGGCAGCCAAGCCACAACAGGUAGCUAUUCAAGGGCAACCUGGAGGAAUUGCUGCUGGCUCUAUGUUAUCGCAGCAAAACUCACCCGCAUCAAAUUUAAAUACGGCAUCUAGGACAUCUUCACAACAAAUAAGUCAAUCUGAACCCCCUGCUCCCACCCCAAACACACAGUUAGGACAGAAUGUGGACUCUCGAUUUGCGCGCAAUAAUCAAAGACAAGCUGGUCCUGUUAAUAAUCAAAAUACAGCUGCAAUGAUUAAUAAUAUGGGAACUCAUCAUAGCUUACCGCCCAGUAAAAUGAGUGAGACAACCAAUAAAUGGCGAACUAGCCCAAAUAUGAGCGGAAGCAUAUCACAGUCUUCAGCUAGCCCACAAGGGAGACCGACACAGCAGACAAUGCCGUCAAAUCAGUAUAAUUUACAAGCACAGAGCAACCAGACCGCCAUCCAACGUCCACAAAACGUCGCACCUAAUAUGACACAUCAACAGCAAAUGAUGCUCUUGCAACAAAUGGCUAACUUGAGAGGACAAGCCGUGUUAGAUCCUCAGCGCAACGUGUCCUCAGCCAUAGCGACAUCUGAAUAUCAAAAACAAAUGCAAAUGGAUGGCGCAGAAAUACCUCCUAUAUUUUCAAAUCAACCAGGUAUGCCCCAAGGAUAUCCACCCGAGAUACGCAAAUGGGGUGAACUUAAACAGUGGGUCGCAAAUAAUCCUAGCAUGGGACCAACUAUGUUGGAGACUAAUACUCCAGAAUACAUGUGUACUCCUGGUCCAAGUGUGUCUGCUCCAGUCGCCCCAAUGGGUCCAACUCCCAAACCAGGACAGAAUGUUGCAAUGAAUACGAUUGCAGGAAUAGUAAGGCAGCCAACUAUGGCAGAAAUACAGUCUCUCCGCAACCAUCCUAGUGGGAAAAUGCUCAAUGCGUCUGACGACCAAAUUCGAAAUAUCUUUAUGAAAACAGCACAACAACAGCGGAUAAUAGCCUCUCAGCAAGCAAGCCGAUUUCCAGCAAGUAAUAGCCAGCAACUUUCCCAACCUGUUGGACAGCAAAAUACGGGCGUUAUCAAUUUAACAGGGCAAAAUAAUACCACACAAGGCUCAAAGCCUAAGCAACUUUCAGACGCUCCUGCUUCAAUCCUCACAUCUCAAACAGCAUCACAACAACUGAAUCCAUCUGCAGUGUCCCGAUCUCAGGCAAAAGUCACUCAACAUAUGGCUCAAACUGCCUCGCCUUCCCAAGCUUCGAAAAAUCUAAAACGUCCUCUUUCUGAUGAACCUCUCGAAUCAUCAAAUCAAGCUUCUCGUAUCCAGCAAGUACCAGUAUCAAAUUCCAAGUCACAAAAACCACGAUUACUGACUCCGCAACAAAUUUCUGGGCUCAACCCUGAACAGCGUAAAAGAUACGAGCAAAUAAUGCGUAAGGCUCAGGCAAGUCAAAUGAAUCGCAGUUUCAGUAAUCCCGAAUCUGAGAAAGUGCAUUUGAUCCAGGAGCAGGUUUCUCAAGAAAAGCAUGAUUCAAACGUAGUGCCCAUGGACGCCGAAACUAAGAUUCAAGCCAAGAACUUGCUCACAAGCCUAAUUUUUCCAACUCAGAACUUGACAAGGGUUAUCGCCAGCUGGUUCAAAAACAGCGGUGAUGAAGAUAGACUACGAACUUUUUUCCGCGUUCGAGCACGACUGGCAUUGCAGUUUCACGCUGGAAAAUUCGAAAAGGACAAACUCAAGGAUGAGUUCAGCAUAUCUAUUCAAGAAAUUGAGUUUGCAAAGAACGCUCUUUACAGAAUGGUAAAUGAUCUCCGUGAGAAAUUUCCACACUUGAAAAAGCAAGAGUCAAACAAAACCCAGCCUACAGGCCAAUCGCAAGGCUCGAUACCAAAUAACUCUACAAUCUCGCAGCAAGUACAAAAAAUGCAAACACAUCAGAGGUCAAGCAGUCGAGGCUCACAUGCACCAACCGCACCUACGCCGUCUCAAGUACUCCUUCACCCCGGCGUAACAUCACCUCAAGGUACGCCUUCAUAUGCGGAUGAGAAGAAAGUUGAUAUGGACCUUCACAUUCCCGCUCGCAAGAAGCAAAAACUAGCACCUGCUCAGGGGCAGGAAUCUCAGUUAUCUACGUCGUCACCGCAGUUAGCAAAAGUAAUCUCUUCUGAUACUAAAAGACAACAGACUGAGGUGGCUCGGCCAACUUUUGUCUGCACAGAACAAGACUGUUCUCGAAAUUGUGUAGGCUUUGAAAAGGAAGAAGAUCUUCAGAAGCACAUGCAUGAAGAGCAUAUUAAGCCGCAUGAGAAUCCAUCCAAGUACGCACAAGAAAACUUGUCCAAAGUACUGGGGUUAGAUUCCAGAGAAUCAAACAAGCUACCCACCGCGUUUCGCGCUACUGAUUUACCUAGUACUGAAUCUAAGUCUGCUUCUGGUAACCCCAAGCAAGGAAUUUCACCACACAUCAAAGCUCCUAGUACUCCUGCUGCUACACCUAUGAUGAAACCGGCCUCAAUCAGCGGUCCACACGGCUCAUCAGAAAAGACAAGCAUAUUUAAACAGACCCUAUACAAAGAGGUUAACAAUAAAGGUCCCUCCUCAACGAAAGAAGCAAUUCCUAGUGAGAAAGUAGCCAACGCGAUAGCCUCAGAUGCAUGGGCUAACACUACCAUUAAUCCUAAUGAUUUAUUUCAGCCAUUUAAGCCGUUUGAAAGCGCUAUCAAUGGAUCGGUCUCAGACAUGAGUUUAUUUCGAGGGAUAACACCGAAUGAUACGCCUGAAUCUAAUAAGGAUGGUAUCUCUGAGCCCACCAGUGAUAUAUCAGACGUCAUAGGCUUUGAUAUGAACCUCGAUCUCUUGAAUCAAUCUUGGGUUCCCUUCGGUCUCCCAGAUGUUGAUGAAAUAAGUGGUCAAACGACGUUAGACUGUGAUAAUGAUGAAGAAUUGGAAAUUUUUGAUGAAGAAAAACCGCUGAUGCUCUACCCGACUUUUGACGACGUAAGUGCAUCAAUGUUUGAUAAGAAUUUUUCGAUAGAUACUUCCAUCUUUUCUUAUGAUGGAAAUUAG
Blumeria graminis f. sp. triticale is the source of this 4467-nucleotide messenger RNA. Lineage: Eukaryota; Fungi; Ascomycota; Leotiomycetes; Helotiales; Erysiphaceae. The record is from the annotation of a GenBank genome assembly.